AUGAACAGCGCAGUCGUGAUCUUCCUCGACAGCGUGGAGAAGGUGAGCACGGUGGCGGCGAAAGGCAUUGUGGUGAAGGGCACGGUGGUGCCGGUGCUGCCGCUGGUAACGCCGGCGUCCAUUCGGCUCCACAUGGCCAAUAAGGCCGUGAAGAGUUUUACUGAUCGGGAGGGCUGGAGGUUGAGGAAGAUCGUUGUUACUGUCGGUAAAGCGAUUAAGGAGUUUGAGGCAGAGUUGAAAUACAAGGGCCGACGUCCAGAGGACCGUGUUUCCGUUACCGGCCGGCUACUAGAGUUCAUCACCGACGAGUUCCUCAGCAAAGAGCUCUCCAGACACGGGAAGGUGGUUUCCCCGAUCAGGAAGAUCUUGUCUGGGUGUAAAGAUCAGUUGCUGAAGCACGUAGUGUCCCACCGCAGAUACUUGUAUAUGAUACUUGUCAACCGGAACGAGGACCUCAACCUCCGCUUCAGGGUGAAGGUAGAUGAUUUUGACUACGAGAAUUAUGCGACAUCGUCGGUGAUUAAGUGCUUUAGUUGCGGUGAGGAGGGGCACACCGCGAGAGCCUGUCCGAAGCGCGGUGACCCGGCUCCACCUGGCCCGUGUGUCUCCGGUCGGGGGUGCGGUGGCUCCGACUGGCGGCGUGGCGUGGAGAAGGUGAGCACGGUGGCGGCUAAAGGCAUCGUGGUGAAGGGCACGGUGGUGCCGGUUCUGCUGCUGGUAAUACCGGCGGUCAGAGUCCCGGUGGACAACGUGCCUCCUUUUAUUAGGCACGAGGUUUUACUCGGAGAGCUGGUGAGACACGGGAGGGUGGUUUCGCAGGUGAGGAAGGUCUCCUUGGGAAACGGGAAGCGUUUCAGGUGUGGACGAGAGGGGCAUCAGGCCAGGGACUGCCCAAGCAAGAGGUCAGCUGAGCGGGACGCUUCUAGUGAAGCGGCUGCUGAGGGACAGAACCAGAAGGGUCCUGAGGGGGUCGGAGGGGACCGUCAGGAAGGGCAGGGAGAGACGGAUGGUGCCCAGCAGGCACCUCCGUCUCGUCCUCGUAGCAGGGAAACCACCGCCGACACGCCUCCCAGUUCAGGACCGGCCACCUCCGUCAGUACGGUGCUCUGGACGUCGGCCCUUGCAUUUCAACUCUGCCUCAAACUCCUUAAUCGCUCUACCGACAGUAACAGCGAUCUUCCUCAACCUCCAGCCCUCCCGAUCAGUAAAACUCUUCACGGCCUUAUUGGCCAUGUGGAGCCGAAUGGACUUAACAAGUCUCGCUCUCCGAGCAACACCUCGUCCCUAAUGAACGGGGGCACGUUGUCCACCGUGACUCUCACCGCCGGCGUUAGCAGCGGCAGCACCGUGCCCUUCACCACGAUGCCUCUCGCCGCCACCGUGCUCACCUUCUCCACGCUUGACUCGCCAUACGUCAAGUCGGACCUGCUACUCUUACUGUCUUCCUUUGCGCUCUCUCUCAGUCCUUCCCCUCCUACUCACAAAGCUGGCAACCACCUUGACUAUAUUUUCACCAGAAACUGCUCUACAGCUAACCUCACUGUAACUCCACUUCAUGUUUCUGACCAUUUCUUCAUAUCUUACACUCUCCCUCUCUUUGGAACUAACAACCCUCCCACAACGGAUUCUGCACCUGUCCGUCGCAACAUCCGCACCCUCUCACCCUCCUCUCUGGCCUCCUCUGUUCUGUCAGCCCUCCCUUCAACCGAUUCCUUCGCACUUAUGCAGCCUAACUUCGCCACUGACACUCUUCUCUCUACGCUGUCGUCCUCUCUUGAUUCUCUCUGUCCUCUUACGACUCGAAAGGUCCGCAAGUCCUCUCUGGCUCCGUGGCUAUCCGAACCGGUGCGCGCCGAGAGAGCCACUAUGCGAGCAGCGGAAAGGAAAUGGCGAAAAUCCAAACACGCCAGCGACCUGCUUGCCUAUCAAUCUCUUCUCUCCUCCUUCUCUGCGUCCAUCUCUGCAGCCAAAAGUCUGUUCUAUCAAUCCAGAAUCGAAUCCUCUUUAUCUAACCCUAAAAAGCUCUUCUCAAUUUUUUCCAACCUCCUUGACCCCCCUGGUCCCCCCCCUCCCUCCACCCUUCUACCAAGCCACUUUGUUGACUACUUUACAAAAAAGAUAGACGACAUACGCUCUUCAUUUACUAAUCCAUCUUCCAUAACUACACCUCCAGUAACUUCACCUUCUUCCCCCUUGUUUUCCUCUUUUAUCCCCCUGUCUCCUAAUCAAGUUCUUACCUUGGUAACCUCUGCCCGCCCAACCACCUGCCCCCUUGACCCCAUCCCUUCUCACAUUCUCCAGUCCAUUGCUCCGGACCAUCUUCCCCUUCUCACCCAUCUUAUUAACACCUCCCUCUCAACCGGCUAUUUCCCUAACUCUCUGAAGGAGGCAAGAGUCAACCCUCUCCUGAAGAAACCCACUCUCGACCCAUCUGAAGUCAAUAACUACAGACCUGUCUCUCUCCUCCCCUUCCUUUCCAAAACUCUAGAGCGAGCUAUCUUUAACCAAGUCUCCUCCUUUUUUCACUGCAACAACCUUCUAGACCCCCACCAGUCUGGAUUCAAGGCAGGCCACUCAACAGAGACUGCCCUCCUUGCUGUCUCUGAGCAGCUUCACACUGCUAGAGCAGCCUUUCUGUCCUCUGUCCUCAUCCUUCUAGACCUUUCCGCUGCCUUUGACACAGUGAACCACCAGAUCCUCCUGUCCUCCCUCCAGGACCUGGGUAUCUCAGGCACCGCGCUCUCACUCUUCUCAUCCUACCUCACCGACCGCUCUUACCGGGUAACCUGGAGAGGAUCUGUGUCUGAGCCUUGUCCUCUGACUACUGGGGUCCCUCAGGGUUCAGUCAUUGGUCCUCUUCUCUUCUCUCUGUACACCAACUCUCUUGGCUCUGUCAUUCGCUCGCUGUUGCUGUACAACAUCAGGAGAAUACGACCCCUUCUCACUCAGAAGGCGGCACAGGUUCUGGUCAUCUCACGGCUGGACUAUUGCAACUCCCUCCUGGCAGGUCUACCUGCUAAUGCCAUUCGACCUCUACAGCUCAUCCAGAAUGCAGCUGCUCGACUGGUCUUCAACCUACCGAAAUUUACCCACACUACUCCGCUCCUCCGCGACCUUCACUGGUUACCGGUGGCCACCCGCAUCCGCUUCAAAACAUUGGUACUUGCGUACCGUGCUGCGAACAGAUCGGGUCCGGUCUACAUCCAGGACAUGAUCAAACCGUACACCCCAGCCCGCUCGGCUUCUGCCAAUCUGCUUGUAGCUCCUUCACUUCAAGCUACACUCAACAAAAUCACAGCUGUGCUGGCUCCUCAUUGGUGGAACGAGCUCCCCAUUGACAUCAGGACAGCAGAAAGUCUCUACAUCUUCCGUCGCAAACUAAAAACACAUCUUUUUCGA
Cyclopterus lumpus (lumpfish) is the source of this 3399-nucleotide messenger RNA. RefSeq lists its product as uncharacterized. Gene Ontology annotation, molecular function: nucleic acid binding; zinc ion binding. The record is from RefSeq and is a predicted model, not a curated record. NCBI's taxonomy places the organism in Eukaryota, Metazoa, Chordata, Actinopteri, Perciformes, Cyclopteridae.